CGUAAUUACUCCCAUGCAAUUGUCGGCGAUAGUCAGCGUCCUUGUCCUGGCGGCGGUCCAGACGGCCCAUGCGGCAUUCUAUGUGCCGGGGGUGGCUCCUGAGAGCUGGGAGGAAGGGGAAAAGCUUCCUCUGAACGUGAACAAGAUCACGUCCACGAAGACCCUCGUACCGUACGAGUACUACUACCUGCCGUUCUGUGCGCCGUCGACGCCCGAAGAACAGCAAGAGAACUUGGGCGAAAUCAUGUCGGGGGACGCUAUCAUGGACUCUAUGUAUGCGUUGAACAUGAACAAAGAAGUGCGCUGCCAAGUGCUGUGCAAGCCCAUGACGUACACGCCGGAGAAAUCGGCGCUGUUUGUCGAGAUGAUCGAGAACGAGUACUACGUGCAAUGGGUGCUGGAUAAUCUCCCUGUGUUGUACGAAGACGCGUCGUUCGGGAACGAAGGCGCGCAGAACAGCGACCCGAACGCCCCGCUGUCGGCCGCGUACCAUCGCGGGUUCCCCGUCGGCGAAGUUGACGACGAAGGCAAGUACUUUCUGUACAACCACGUGCGCAUCGUUGUGCUCACGCAUCCCGAUCCGUACGCGGACGUGGGUGUACCCAAGUGGCGCGUUGUGGGGUUUGAAGUUGUCCCCACGUCGAUCCGGCACGAGUACUCGGGGACCCUCACGAGCGGCAGCGAGCUGGAAUCGUCGACAUGCGGCAAGUUUGUGCAAGUGGACGAAGCCAGCGAGUCGCGCCGCAUGUACCUGGACCCGACCGCGACCAACACCGUGCUGUACACGUACGACGUGCAGUUUGUCAAGUCGGACAUUUCGUGGGAGAACCGAUGGGACCGCAUCCUGUCGUCGCGCGCAUCGAACGACCAGAUCCACUGGUUCUCGAUCGUGAAUUCGCUCAUGAUUGUGCUCUUCUUGACCGGGAUGAUCGCCAUGAUCAUGCUCCGAACCCUCCAUCGCGACAUUGCGCGCUACAACGAAGUCCAAACCACCGAAGAGGCCGCCGAAGAAAGCGGAUGGAAGUUGGUCCACGCCGACGUCUUCCGCCCGCCGUCGUACUCGCCCAUGCUCUUCUCUGUCGUGGUCGGCACCGGCGUCCAAGUCGUGUGCAUGUCGUCGGCCACAAUGGUCAUCGCGUUGCUGGGUCUGUUGUCACCUGCCAACCGCGGCUCGCUCCUCACAACGCUCCUCUUGCUCUUUGUCUUUAUGGGCUCGUUUGCAGGUGGUACCCUUGAUGUGUUUAUAGCGUUCGUGUUAUGUUGUAUUAUAUAUUUUGCUGAUCCAACAUAUUUGAUUUUUUUUUUUUUUACGUUUUGUAUUCCAAAUCAUAGUGUCGUAUUUGAUCCAAAACUUAUUUUAAAUACUUUGAAUUGUUUCCAAAUCCUGAGCAAUUGACGACCGUGUUGUUGUAGGGUACCAUAGUUCCCGCACGUACAAGAUGUUUCACGGCAAGGACUGGAAGCGCACGAUGCUGCUCACGGCCGUGCUGUACCCCGGGGCACUGUUUGUCGUGUUUUUCUUUUUGAAUUUGGCGUUUUGGGCCAAAACGUCGUCGCAGGCCGUGCCAUUCGGGACGUUGUUUGCGCUCUUGGUGCUGUGGUUUGGCAUUUCCAUGCCGUUGGUGUGCCUCGGCUCGUACUUUGGGUUCAAGCAACCGGCGAUAGAACAACCGGUGAAGACAAAUCAAAUCGCACGUCAAAUCCCCGACCAAGUGUGGUACCUAUCGACGCCGUUCGCGGUGUGCGUGGGCGGGAUCUUGCCGUUUGGCGCCGUGUUCAUCGAGCUGUUUUUCAUCAUGUCGGCGCUGUGGCUGCACCAGAUUUACUACGUGUUUGGGUUCCUCUUCGUCGUGCUGGUGAUUUUGGUCGCCACGUGUGCCGAGGUGACGAUUGUCAUGUGCUACUUUCAGCUUUGUGCCGAGGACUACCACUGGUGGUGGCGGUCGUUUCUCACGUCUGGAUCCGCCGCGCUCUACUUGUACCUGUACUCGUUCUUGUACUUCUUCUCCAAGCUCAACAUCACCGAAGUCGUGUCGGCGUUCGUGUACUUUGGGUACAUGGCCAUGAUCUCGCUCACGUUUUUCUUUCUCACGGGCACCGUCGGGUACUUUGCAUGCUUUUGGUUUGUCCGCAAGAUCUACGCGUCCAUCAAGAUCGACUAAGUCUUUUUUACAAAAACGACCACCGACCGUCCCCUGUUAGCGUACAUACAUAUACAUAAACCCAAAGAAUGAGGAACCUUCGUGUGAAAGA
Molecule: messenger RNA, 2253 nt
Organism: Aphanomyces astaci
Lineage: Eukaryota; Oomycota; Saprolegniomycetes; Saprolegniales; Verrucalvaceae
Exons: 3
Coding region: 14-1396 (460 amino acids)
Biological process (GO): protein localization to membrane
Cellular component (GO): membrane
Source: RefSeq, a predicted model, not a curated record